AUGAUCCGUUUUAUCUUAAUUCAAAAUCGUGCUGGAAAAACAAGGCUCGCAAAAUGGUACAUGCAUUUCGAUGACGAUGAGAAGCAGAAACUCAUAGAAGAGGUUCAUGCUUGCGUAACAGUUCGUGAUGCCAAACAUACAAACUUCGUCGAGUUCCGAAACUUCAAAAUUGUCUACCGACGGUAUGCAGGUUUAUAUUUCUGUAUCUGCGUUGAUAUAAUGGAUAACAAUCUGUAUUAUUUGGAAGCUAUUCAUAAUUUCGUGGAAGUAUUGAAUGAAUACUUCCAUAAUGUUUGCGAGCUUGAUUUAGUAUUCAACUUCUAUAAGGUUUAUUCCGUGGUUGAUGAGAUGUUCCUGGCUGGAGAAAUACGUGAAACUAGUCAAACUAAGGUUCUCAAGCAACUCUUAAUGCUCACCUCAUUGGAGUAG
This is a messenger RNA of Auanema sp. JU1783, 429 nucleotides long. The record is from the annotation of a GenBank genome assembly. NCBI's taxonomy places the organism in Eukaryota, Metazoa, Nematoda, Chromadorea, Rhabditida, Rhabditidae.